ACGCGGAGCCGGCACGCACAAUAGCGGGACCCUGAAACUAAAGCAGCUAAAGGAACUUAGCCAUCAUUUAUUUCAUUAUUUCAUUAUACACCUGUAGCUUUUCUAAUGUGACAUGUCAAAAUGUCUUCUAUGAAAAAAUCCCUCUGUCCUGGCUUCAGAGUAGCUGGUGGAGAGAAACAAAGAUAGUGUGGUAAUCUGGUAGCGUGUCGACAUUGUCAACAGGACAGGAUCAACCUGCUAGUGGACCUGAGGAUACAAACUGAUCAGGAAGGUAAAAAUGCAGGAUUUGCCUCUAAGGCUCUUUCCAUUUCAGUUUAACCGGUUAAACAAAUCACCACAACAUAUUGCUCACAGCGAAAACUGGGGCCUCAGGUGGCCCUGAGGGUCUGGGGCAGUGGAGCAGCUGCCCGCUUUCUGUGGUAGUCCAUUUCCAGAAAAUAAUCAUGUAGACAAGACAUCCCAAUUGAAAUCUGCAUAGUAAGGGUUUGCUUCCAUCAAUAUGAAAAAAAAGAAGUAUGUUGGUCAUAGAAGAAACAGAAGAAAGGGCGAGACCCUCAUUUUCUGUCUGAGGUUAAGACAUAUAGGGUUCAAUCAAACACUGGAGUAUACACACACAGUUAUCACCUACAUUACACUGAACGUGUGCGACUGGAUCAAGAGACGCAGAGGAGACUGAAGGAAACAAAAAAUAGUCCGUCCAGUAGGUGGCGGUAUGGCGCACAUAAACUCAUUUACUACCCGGCAAACCAAAAAAAUCCAAGGAAGAAGAAUAAAGUUUCACGGCGCACGUGAUUGCUCUAGUCUGGUCACGUGAAUACUCGGGGAGAGGGGAGGGGGGACAAACAUGGCCGACGAGGCAGGGAACAUAAACACAGGGUUUGGGGACGGCGACGAGAAGCCACAGCUAGAUGAGCCCAAAGUUUCGGGAGCAGGGCCCGACGGCGCGCCCGGCAACAGCGACAGACUGGCCCGGACGGAGAAGCCGACCCCGGCGGCCGCAGACAACGCCUGGUCGGCUCCCAUCCUGUCUCUGGCUCGCAAGGCCACGGAGACGAUUAGCAGCGGGGUGAGCUACGCUGUGGCCCCGAGAAAUCCUUCACAGGGAUCCGCUGCGAGCUCCCCGACGGAGAAGGAGUCCGAAAACGAACUCAGUAGCACUUCUAAAAACCUCCCAGUUGUGCCCCCCAAAGACCCCAUGGCAAUAGAGAGAUCCAACCUCCUCAGCAUGAUGAAGCUGAGCAUCAAAGUAUUAAUUCAGUCCUCCUUGAGUCUGGGUAGGACGCUGGACUCGGAGUACCCUCCUCUGCAGCAGUUCUUUGUCGUCCUGGAGCAUUGCCUCAAACAUGGCCUGAAAGCCAAGAAAUCCUUCAUUGGUCAGAACAAGUCCAUAUGGGGACCUCUGGAACUGGUUGAGAAGUUGUGUCCAGAGUCCAUUAACAUUGCCACAAGUGCCAGAGACCUGCCCGGCAUUAAGACCGGUUUGGGGAGAGCAAGGGCUUGGCUGCAUUUGGCGCUCAUGCAGAAGAAAGUAGCUGACUAUAUGAAAGCUUUGCUGGACUGCAAGGACCUCCUGAGUGAGUUUUAUGACUCUGGAGCACUGAUGAUGGAGGAGGAAGGGGCGGUAAUGGGGGGACUGCUGGUGGGCCUCAACGUAAUUGAUGCAAACCUCUGUAUUAAAGGGGAGGAUCUUGAUUCUCAGGUGGGAGUCAUUGACUUCUCCCUUUACCUGAAAGAUCCAGCCAACAGUGAGACUCCAAAAGAUGAUGCCAAGAUGACAGCCAUAUUAGAUCAGAAGCACUACAUUGAGGAGUUAAAUCGCCACCUAAGUGGCACCGUCACUGACCUUCAGGCUAAAAUGGACUCUCUAGAGAAGACCAACAGCAAACUUGUAGAGGAGCUGACGGCAGCGACAGACAGAAUCAACUCUCUGCGGGAUGAACAGGAACAGCUAAGAAAAGAGAAUGAAUCAAUCUUGGAGUCUAGCCAGAAAAAGGAAGAGGCAGCCCUUCAGGACAGCCAGGUGGAGCUGGAGACGUACAAACAGACUCGCCAAGGCCUGGAUGAGAUGUACAAUGUGGUGUGGAAACAGUACAAGGAGGAAAAGCGCAUUCGCCAGGAGCUGGAGCGUGAGUUGGAGCUGCAGGUGGGGUUAAAGCAAGAGAUGGAGGUGGCCAUGAAGUUGCUGGAGAAGGACACACAUGAGAAACAGGACGCACUUGCAGCCCUGCGGCUCCAGCUCGACCAGGUCAAGACUCUUAACCUGCAAAUGUUCCACAAAGCUCAGGACUCAGCACGAGAAGCGGAAAAAAAGCAGAUGGAGGCUGUGCAGCUUGAACAGAAGAUGAAUGAAAUGGAGAAUGCUAUGUUGGAACUAGAGCAGAGAAUACAGAAUUCGGAGCGUGAGCGCAUACAGAGCGACCAGUCAGACAAAGAUAUGAGGGUGGAGCUGGAAGGAAAAGUGGAUGCUUUGCAGAAACAACUGACUGACCUGGAUACACUGAGACUGAGUUUGGAGAAUGAGCUGCGCACUGAGAGGGAACAGAGACAAAGUCUGCAAAAGGCUCUCCAGAGAGAACAGGACAACAGCGUCGAGCUCCGCACGCAGCUGCAACAACUCCACGGCCUGCACGCGGAGCUGCAGGAGUUGAAGCAGGAGAAGCAGCAGCUGCAGCAGACGUGUGAGCAGCAGGAACAGGCUCUACAGGAGAUGGGACUGCAUCUUAGCCAGUCUAAACUCAAGAUGGAGGAUUUCAAGGAGGUCAACAAAGCCCUGAAGGGCCACGCUUGGCUGAAAGAUGAUGAAGCCACUCAAUGCAAGCAAUGCCAGAAGGAGUUCUCCAUCUCACGCAGAAAGCACCACUGCAGAAACUGUGGGGACAUCUACUGCAACAGUUGCUCCAGCAACGAACUGGCCUUACCUUCUUACCCUCGGCCCGUGAGGGUGUGCGACGUGUGCCACUCCCUCCUGCUACAGAGAAGCUCCUCCACAGGUUCCUGACAAAACACCUACUAGCUUCACUAUUUCUUCAAGAGCUUUCUACUCAACACACUGCACUUGCUCAUCCACUAUGAUUUUUUUUUUUUAACAACAUAGGUUUAAAAAAUAUCAUCAAAUCUUGGGGGAAAUGUGAUUUGGUGUUCAAUUUCCACCGUUACCUGAAAUUCAGGAACAUUAGUCUGUAUCUGUAUUAAAGAAAGGGGCCACCUUUUAACACUGAUGGGAAAAGCUAAUGUAGCUUAUGCAGACUUUGUUAAGGAGACUUGACUUAGCUCAGAGGAUGAUAUAGUUUUUGGAUUAUUUAUGUGAUCAAUGUUUCUUUGGGCUGAAAUAACAUCAGUUUAACAAUUUAGUUCUCUUGAUAAAUUGACCAUUUUAAUGUGUGUUGUUUUGCAAACAGUGGAUGUAGAUUAUGUUGAGAUCUCAUCAAGGCUACUGUUGGUUUUCAGCUUUUGUUGAGAAUCAGUUGUGUAGCUGGUUUAUAAAGAACGUGUACUUCACUUGUCAUACAUCAAUUUUUACAGCUAUGGCCCCACUGCUGGAUACAUGCAAAAUUGUGUAAAUGACUGUAGAAUGUUAACAAAAAUGAGAUUAUUUUAGAAUGUAUUGUAAAAGGGUUUUGUGGUUUGUUAACUGCCACAAAGCCAUUUUCUUAAUUAAUUUAGGGAUGGUGACUAAAUUUUUUUUUUUUAAUCUAGAUAUUUGAUAAACGAAUAAAGCCUCCCGUUUUGCAACGCCUG
This is a messenger RNA of Xiphias gladius (swordfish), 3738 nucleotides long. It is a transcript of the gene rufy1, whose product is annotated as RUN and FYVE domain containing 1. Gene Ontology annotation, biological process: protein transport; regulation of endocytosis. The coding region runs from base 845 to 2998 and encodes 717 amino acids. Gene Ontology annotation, cellular component: cytoplasm. Gene Ontology annotation, molecular function: metal ion binding. The record is from RefSeq and is a predicted model, not a curated record. Lineage: Eukaryota; Metazoa; Chordata; Actinopteri; Istiophoriformes; Xiphiidae. The transcript is spliced from 17 exons.